This is a messenger RNA of Penicillium daleae, 753 nucleotides long. RefSeq names its product copper chaperone CCS1. NCBI's taxonomy places the organism in Eukaryota, Fungi, Ascomycota, Eurotiomycetes, Eurotiales, Aspergillaceae. The record is from RefSeq and is a predicted model, not a curated record. Bases 1 to 753 code for a protein of 250 amino acids. Gene Ontology annotation, molecular function: superoxide dismutase copper chaperone activity; copper ion binding. The transcript is spliced from 4 exons. Gene Ontology annotation, biological process: removal of superoxide radicals. Gene Ontology annotation, cellular component: cytoplasm.
AUGAUUGAGCCCUUCCAGACGACCUUCUCGGUCCCUAUGACCUGCGAGAGCUGCGUAAAGGACGUCUCCGCCUCCGUGUCCAAGCUCGAUGGUAUCAACAAGGUUGAAGCCAAUCUAAAGGAUCAGCUUGUCUUCAUCGAAGGCACCGCCCCACCAAGUUCGAUCGUGGCUGCAAUCCAGAACACCGGCCGGGAUGCGAUUCUGCGCGGCAGUGGCACCACAAACAGCUCCGCUGUCUGUAUCCUCGAGACGCACUCCACCUCCGUCGCCAAUAAGAUUCGUGGCCUGGCCCGUAUGGUCCAGGUCUCCCCCAAUAUGACUCUUGUCGACUUAACAAUCAAUGGUCUUUCGCCGGGUCAAUACUACGCCACUGUCCGCGAGGCUGGUGAUAUCUCUCGGGGUGCUGAAUCAACAGGUGGUAUCUGGGAAUCGUUGAAGAAUAAGGUCCUGGGCUCAGACACUACCGCGGCCGAGAAGGAGCCACGAGGGAUCUUCGGCACCGUCGAUGUUGAUAACAAGGGCCGCGGCAAUGUGUUCCUCGACCAACCCGUUUCUAUCUGGGAAUUGAUUGGACGGAGUAUGGUCGUUUCGAAGAACAAGGAGGGACCGUUUAAGCGCGAGGAUGAGAACACCCUGGUUGGAGUUAUUGCGCGCAGUGCUGGCGUGUGGGAUAAUGAUAAGAUGGUCUGCUCGUGCUCUGGCAAGAAUGUCUGGCAGGAGCGACAGGAGCAGGUCAGCCAGGGAAUGGCUUAA